Aspergillus campestris IBT 28561 is the source of this 870-nucleotide messenger RNA. It is a transcript of the gene sho1, whose product is annotated as osmosensor SHO1. Bases 1 to 870 code for a protein of 289 amino acids. Lineage: Eukaryota; Fungi; Ascomycota; Eurotiomycetes; Eurotiales; Aspergillaceae. The transcript is spliced from 3 exons. The record is from RefSeq and is a predicted model, not a curated record. Gene Ontology annotation, molecular function: protein binding.
AUGGUCCGAUUCCAACCGAGUAAUAUCCUCGGCGACCCGUUCGCUCUCGUCACCACCGCCAUCGCCAUGAUGGCCUGGAUGAUCGCCUUCAUCUCAUCCAUCGUUGCCGACGUCAUUGGCGGUUACCCAACCUACUCGUGGUGGGCCAUUGCCUACAUGCUUUGCUGCAUCGGUGGCUUGGUCGUGGUCUUUGGCACUGACACUGGUCUGGUCUACGGCGUGGCGAUUGUCGGUUACCUGGCUGCCGGGCUCGUGUUCACGACCCUCUCGGUGAACUCGCUGGUCUACUCCGAGAAUCCCGCCUCGCAGGCUGCCGGCGCCGGCUUUAUUCUCCUGUCCAUGGUCAUCAUCGCCUGGAUCUUCUACUUCGGAUCCACCCCGCAUGCCUCGCACCGUGGGUUCAUCGACUCGUUCGCCCUGCACAAGGAACAGCCGCCCACGCCGUUCGGCGGCGUCCGCCCGAUGUCGACCGCAUUCGCGACCCGCCCCGAGACCACCUCCACGCAACCGCAGAUGUACACAUCCGCCCAGCUGAACGGAUUCGAGACCUCGUCCCCCGUCUCCGGCUACCCGGGCGGUGCCCCGGGCGACAACCGGAGCUCGCAAGCCCGGUUCGGCAACCCGUCGACGACGAACCUGGGCACGGGCAGCACGCCCGACGUGGUGGGCGAGGUGCCGCAACCGACCGAGUACCCGUACCGAGCCAAGGCCAUCUACUCGUAUGACGCCAAUCCCGAAGACGCCAACGAGAUCAGCUUCAGCAAGCAUGAGAUCCUGGAGGUGUCGGACGUCAGCGGGCGAUGGUGGCAGGCGCGGAAAUCAACAGGGGACACGGGAAUUGCCCCGUCGAACUAUUUGAUCUUGCUGUGA